AAAUAUCGCCGGAGUAUGAGUGGCAUUCCAAAUCUGCAGGAAACAUUAAAAGAGAAACAGGCAAGAUUUAGAGAGGCAAGGGAAGGCCGAAAAUUGAAAAUUGAAUCUUCAUAUAAAUAUAUGUUUGAAAUCCUAGCAGAAUGUCUCAACCUGGACAUAGUAACUGUGGAAGAAUUAAUUCUGGAUUGUCCAUCUCUGGAAGCAUUUGGUAAUUUUUUUGUGAAAGAUGGUUGUAAGACAUUGAAAUUUUUGUACCAGGAAGGAGAUGUACCUGGCGUAGAAUGUGGUCGAACUAUUGCUGGAGUAACCAAAGGAGCAAAAAUGAUGAGACUGUAUGUAGACAGCGCAGCCCCGGAGAAAUUAAAAGGAGUGUGUGUAUUUUUUGUUCGCUGUCGCAAUGAUGUUGCUAUAAAUAUGAAAAACAUUCAUGAGGAAGUGCUAUUUACUGUUCUGGAUGCAACGGAAGGACUCUUAAUUGGAAUUAGAAAUAUGUUGGCAAAUGUAUUUCUGCCAGCUAUUCUUGCAACGAAUAAUUGGGGUGCUUUAAACCAGUCCAAACAAGGAGAGUCUGAUAAACACGUAUUCACUGAAACCAUCAGCAGAUACCUUUCAUUUUUAGAUGGUGCUAGAAUAAGUAUAGAGGGAACAGUUAAGUUGAAGACGAUAAGCAAUGUUGAUUUUACCAAAUUACAGACCUUUGAAGAAGUAACAGCUGCAGCUGGCAAUUCAGAAACUGUUCAUCAGCUAGAGGACGUGCUGAUGAUAUGGUACAAACAAAUUGAACAGGUACUUAUUGAGAGUGAGCAGAUGAGAAAAGAAGCUGAUGACUCAGGUCCACUCACUGAAUUGGAGCACUGGAAACGCAUGUCAGCCAAAUUCAAUUAUAUUAUUGAACAGAUUAAAGGGUCUAGUUGUAAAGCUGUCAUAAAUGUGCUAAGUGUUGCACACUCAAAAUUGUUAAAGGUUUCCAUGGCACAUGGAAUACAAAAUUUGAUUAAUGCCAUCAGGAUGAUUCACAGUGUUUCAAGGUAUUAUAACACCUCAGAGAGAAUGACCUCACUGUUUAUCAAGGUCACAAAUCAAAUGGUGACAGCAUGUAAAGCAUAUAUUACUGAUGGAGGAAUAAGCCAUGUAUGGGAUCAGGAAACACCAGUUGUACUAAAGAAAAUUCAGGAUUGCAUUUUUCUAUUCAAGGAGUAUCAGACGUCUUUCCACAAAACAAGAAAACAGAUUUUAGAAUCCUCAGGGGAAAAAUCUUUUGAGGUUUCAGAAAUGUAUAUAUUUGGGAAAUUUGAAGCUUUCUGUAAAAGACUGGAGAAGAUUACAGAAAUGAUAACUAUUGUGCAAACAUACUCAGCCUUGAGUAAUUCUACCAUAGAGGGAAUAGAUAUUAUGGCAAUAAAAUUCAAAAAUAUAUAUCAAGGGGUUAAGAAAAAGCAGUAUGACAUUCUGGAUCCAAGAAGGACAGAAUUUGAAACAGAUUUCUUAGAGUUCAUGGCCAAAAUCAAUAGUUUAGAGGUACAAAUACAGGCAUUUAUGAACAGUACUUUUGGAAAAAUCUUAUCUUCUCAGCAGGCUCUUCAGCUUCUUCAACGGUUCCAGAAGCUGAACAUUCCCUGUCUUCAGUUAGAAAUAAACCACACAAUUGAGCGGAUUCUUCAGUAUUAUGUGGCCGAACUUGAAGCUAUUAAGAAGCUUUAUCAUUCUCAAAAAGAUGACCCCCCUCUUGCUCGCAACAUGCCUCCUAUAGCAGGAAAAAUACUUUGGGUGAGGCAACUCUACCGCCGGAUAAGUGAGCCCAUCAACUAUUUCUUUGUAAGCCAUACCAUAGGGAUGACAGACAUAGAAACAGAGUUGGAAGGAGCAAAGAAAUCCCUAAUAAGUAACGUCAACAAUCAUUUAUUUGUAGCUUUACAAGCCACACUUUUUGUGCGACAUCCGGAAACAGGGAAGUUGCUGGUUAAUUUUGAUCCCAAAAUUUUGGAAGUGGUGCGGGAAACUAAGUGCAUGAUAAAAAUGAAGCUGGAUGUACCAGAACAGGCAAAGAGAUUGUUAAAACUGGAAAAUAAAUUGAAAGCGGAUAAACUGUACUUGCAGACAUACACAAAAGAAUGGGCUGAGAUUUUAAACCACAAAAGUAAGCAUGUGGAAGAAGCUGUCAGAGAACUUAUAUCAAUAUUUGAGAAAAUUUACGAAGUUAAGUACAGUGGAAAAACAGUAAAACAGACAGCAGAACAGCGGAAACAUGUUGUUUUUGGAAGUGAAACAGAGGAGGGUGGAAGUACUGAGUUUGAUGAUAAUAUUGUGACUGAAGAUGCUAAUGAUAAAGAAGAUGAAUUUAAAAAGGAAUGUAAAGAAGUCUAUGCUGUUUUUACUCAUCAGCUACUAGAUAGUCUUCAAAAAGCUACACGGUUAUCUUUGGACACAAUGAAAAGAAGAAUAUUUGUUGCAAGCCCUUAUGGACGAAAGUGGUCAGAAGAUAUUAUUUCCUUUAUAAAAGCUGAAGUACAUCUUGCAAUUCCUAAUGUGGUAAUGGUUCCUAGUUUGGAUGACAUUCAGCAGGCCAUUAACCGUAUGAUCCAGUUAACCCUGGAGGUCAGCAGAGGAGUGGCUCACUGGGGACAACAGCAGAUCCGACACAUUAAGUCUGCAAUUGUCAGCCCCAGCCGUACCACUACUGACGUGACCCAUCCAAGCACGGGAAAACAGAUCAAGAAGGAAGAGAGAUCUUUUGAAGAAAUUAUCCCUGCGAGGAAGCUGAAGAACUUUUACCCUGGGGUAGCGGAGCACAAGGAUAUUUCUAAGUUGGUCCUUCUCCUCUCAUCCUCUGUGAAUUCUCUGCGAAAGGCGGCUCACGAAGCCCUGCAGGACUUUCAAAAGUACAAGACUCUCUGGACAGAAGACCGAGACGUGAAAGUGAAGGAGUUUUUGGCUAACAACCCCUCUCUGACUGAAAUCAGAUCAGAAAUUCUACACUAUGCUACUUUUGAACAGGAGAUUGAAGAGUUGAAGCCUAUUAUUGUUGUAGGAGCACUUGAAUUGCAUACAGCCUACGCUAUUUUAAACAGGUUUGAAGUUGAAGUAACCAAAGAGGAAUCAGAAGCAGUUGAUACCUUGAGAUAUUCUUUCAACAAAUUGCAGAGCAAAGCUGUUUCUGUACAAGAUGAACUAGUUCAAGUGCAGCCAAAGUUUAAAAGUAAUCUACUAGAAUCUGUGGAAGUUUUUCGUGAGGAUGUAGCAAACUUUGCAGAGUCAUAUGAUACGGAGGGACCCAUGGUUCCAAAUAUACCACCCCAAGAAGCUAGCAACAGGCUACAGAUAUUUCAGGCCAAUUUUGAUGAUCUGUGGAGGAAAUUUGUUACAUAUUCAUCUGGUGAACAACUUUUUGGAUUGCCUGUGACUGAUUAUGAGGUUUUACACAAAACCAGAAAGGAACUCAACUUGCUGCAGAAGCUGUAUGGACUGUAUGAUACCGUAAUGAGCAAUAUUAGUGGUUAUUAUGAAAUGCUUUGGGGAGAUGUAGAUAUUGAAAAAAUUAAUGCAGAACUUCAGGAAUUCCAAAACAGAUGUCGUAAACUUCCAAAAGGACUUAAAGAUUGGCAAGCUUUUUUGGAUCUCAAAAAAAGAAUCGAUGAUUUCAGUGAGUCGUGUCCUCUGCUAGAAAUGAUGACCAAUAAGGCGAUGAAACAGAGACACUGGGAUCGAAUCUCUGAGUUAACUGGAACCCCAUUUGAUGUGGAAUCUGAUUCUUUUUGUCUUAGAAAUAUUAUGGAAGCACCACUCCUUAAAAAUAAGGAUGAUAUUGAGGACAUUUGCAUAUCUGCCAUUAAAGAGAAGGAUAUUGAAGCCAAGCUGACUCAGGUGAUUGAGAACUGGACCAACCAGAACCUGAGUUUUGCAGCGUUUAAAGGAAAGGGAGAACUCCUACUCAAAGGAACUGAGUCUGGAGAAAUUAUCACAUUGAUGGAGGAUAGUUUAAUGGUCUUAAGUUCCUUACUAAGUAACAGAUACAAUGCUCCAUUUAAAAAGAAUAUCCAGAACUGGGUGUACAAAUUGUCUACUUCCUCAGAUAUAAUUGAGGAGUGGCUGGUAGUGCAGAAUCUUUGGGUUUAUCUUGAAGCUGUUUUUGUAGGUGGAGAUAUUGCCAAACAGCUGCCUCAGGAAGCAAAACGAUUUCAGAAUAUUGACAAGUCGUGGAUCAAAAUAAUGCAGCGAGCUCAUGAGAAUCCCAAUGUGAUUAGUUGCUGUGUUGGAGAUGAAACCAUGGGACAACUGUUACCGCAUUUACACGAACAGUUGGAAGUAUGUCAAAAGUCACUUACAGGGUUUCCUCCUUACACAGGUUCCUGCUUUCGCAGGCUUUCCUGUAUUAAGUUAUGGAAGAGCACCCAGUCCAGUGUCUGCCAACCCACUGAGAAUCACAGCUUAGCCAAGCUGCCACAUAACAUUAAACAUCACAGUAUCAGGGGCCUAGCCACAGAAAGUAGAAGCUCUGAUGGCAUAGUGAAAAUGCAUAUCAAAUCAAUUACUGAUUUUGAAUGGCUAAAACAGAGCAGGUUUUAUUUUAAGGAAGAUUUGGAUCAAACUGUGGUGUCUAUUACAGAUGUUGAUUUUAUUUAUCAAAAUGAAUUUCUAGGAUGCACUGAUCGUCUUGUUAUCACUCCAUUAACAGAUAGAUGCUAUAUCACUUUAGCACAGGCUUUGGGAAUGAACAUGGGUGGUGCUCCAGCAGGACCUGCAGGCACUGGCAAAACAGAGACCACCAAAGACAUGGGAAGGUGUUUGGGAAAAUAUGUGGUUGUGUUCAACUGCUCAGAUCAAAUGGAUUUCAGAGGCCUAGGAAGGAUUUUUAAAGGCCUUGCACAGUCGGGUUCCUGGGGUUGUUUUGAUGAGUUUAACAGAAUUGAAUUGCCUGUAUUAUCAGUGGCAGCCCAACAAAUAUAUAUUGUUUUGACAGCAAGAAAAGAGAGGAAAAAACAGUUCAUUUUCUCUGAUGGUGAUUGUGUUGACUUAAAUCCAGAAUUUGGAAUUUUCUUAACAAUGAACCCUGGAUAUGCUGGGCGGCAGGAACUGCCAGAAAACUUAAAAAUUCAGUUCAGAACUGUCGCGAUGAUGGUUCCUGAUAGACAGAUCAUUAUGCGAGUUAAACUUGCAAGCUGUGGUUUUCUUGAAAAUGUAAUCUUGGCUCAGAAAUUUUAUGUUCUUUACAAACUCUGUGAAGAGCAACUUACUAAGCAGCCAGGCUGUUUUGAACUAGCUGAUGGACAGGUUCACGUGAUAUUUAUUCCAGGUCUUCUCUAUAUGCUAGUAAAUUUGUUUCAAUCUAUGACAUUUUAGGUUGAUGAAGAUGAACCGCUGUUCCUCAGCUUAAUCAAUGACCUGUUUCCAGGAUUACAGCUAGACAGUAGUACUUACACAGACCUGCAAGAUGCAGUAGCCAACCAGGUUGCGGAAGAAGGUUUAAUUAACCAUCCACCUUGGAAUCUCAAACUUGUGCAGUUAUACGAGACAUCUCUGGUACGUCAUGGCUUGAUGACUCUUGGUCCCAGCGGUUCGGGGAAGACGACUGUUAUAACAAUUUUGAUGAAGGCGCUGACAGAAUGUGGAAGGCCUCACAGAGAAAUGCGAAUGAAUCCAAAAGCCAUUACCGCGCCUCAGAUGUUUGGCAGACUGGACACUGCCACCAAUGACUGGACAGAUGGGAUUUUUUCUACUCUGUGGAGGAAAACACUAAAAGCUAAGAAAGGUGAAAACGUUUUCCUCAUUUUAGAUGGCCCGGUAGAUGCCAUUUGGAUCGAGAACUUAAAUUCUGUGCUGGACGACAACAAAACUCUAACAUUAGCUAAUGGGGAUCGCAUCCCCAUGGCCCCUAACUGUAAGCUUUUGUUUGAAGUCCACAAUAUUGAGAACGCCUCCCCUGCUACGGUUUCACGGAUGGGCAUGGUCUACAUCAGCAGCUCUGCCCUCAGCUGGAGGCCGAUAUUACAGGCAUGGUUGAAGAAGCGUACAGCACAGGAAGCCUCUGUAUUCCUAAAUUUGUAUGAUAAAGCAUUUGAAGAUGCAUAUACAUUUAUGAAACUGAACCUCAAUCCAAAAAUGCAGCUCUUAGAGUGUAACUAUAUUACGCAAUCUCUCACUCUUCUGGAAGGUUUAAUACCGUCCAAAGAAGAAGGCGGUGUUUCAUGCGUUGAACAUCUUCACAAACUCUUUGUGUUCGGCCUCAUGUGGAGUUUAGGGGCCCUUCUGGAACUGGACAACCGGGAAAAGCUUGAGGCCUUUUUACGAAGCCACCAAAGCAAGUUAAGCUUACCAGAAAUACCUAAAGGCACAAAUCAAACCAUGUAUGAGUUUUAUGUGACUGAUUAUGUUGAUGCUGUCUUGCUCACAGGAGAGCAGGGAACAGCAAAAACAGUAAUGAUUAAGGCCUAUUUGAAAAAGUAUGAUCCUGAAGUGCAGUUAUCCAAAUCUCUAAACUUUUCAUCUGCCACAGAACCAAUGAUGUUUCAGAGAACAAUUGAAAGUUAUGUGGAUAAGCGAAUGGGAAGCACAUAUGGGCCACCAGGAGGGAGAAAAAUGACUGUAUUUAUUGAUGAUAUUAAUAUGCCUGUAAUUAAUGAAUGGGGAGAUCAGAUAACUAAUGAGAUUGUGCGACAGAUGAUGGAAAUGGAAGGAAUGUAUAGCUUGGAUAAGCCUGGAGACUUCACUACUAUUGUUGAUGUGCAGCUCAUAGCAGCAAUGAUCCACCCCGGAGGUGGUCGAAAUGAUAUUCCACAACGUUUAAAAAGACAAUUUACUGUGUUUAAUUGCACCUUGCCUUCAAAUGCUUCAAUAGACAAAAUUUUUGCCAAUAUUCUUCCUGAACCGUACUUUGUAGAUUUUCUCCGUGAUAUGCCUGAACCAACGGGUGAGGAGCCUGAAGAUACUGCUUUUGAAGUCCCCAAAGUCUAUGAAUUGAUACCAAGCUUUGAGUUCCUGUCUGAAAAGCUCCAGUUUUACCAGAGACAGUUCAAUGAAAUCAUUAGAGGAACAUCUCUUGAUCUGGUGUUUUUUAAAGAUGCAAUGACUCAUCUUAUCAAGAUUUCUCGAAUAAUUCGAACGUCAUGUGGAAAUGCAUUACUGGUGGGUGUUGGUGGCUCGGGAAAACAGAGUCUUUCAAGGUUGGCCUCUUUUAUAGCUGGAUAUCAGAUAUUCCAGAUAACAUUAACCAGGUCUUAUAAUGUGAGUAAUCUAACAGAGGACUUAAAAUUUUUGUACAAAGUUGCUGGUGCUGAUGGAAAAGGCAUCACCUUCAUCUUUACUGACAAUGAAAUAAAAGACGAGGCAUUUCUAGAAUAUCUUAACAACUUGCUGUCUUCAGGGGAGAUCUCCAAUUUGUUUGCACGGGAUGAGAUGGAUGAAAUCACCCAAGGUCUGAUAUCGGUGAUGAAAAGGGAGCUGCCUCGCCAUCCUCCUACCUUUGAUAAUCUCUAUGAGUAUUUCAUUUCGAGAGCAAGGAGAAACUUGCAUGUUGUUCUCUGCUUUUCUCCGGUUGGUGAGAAGUUCCGUGCCCGUUCUUUGAAGUUUCCUGGUUUGAUAUCAGGCUGCACUAUGGAUUGGUUUAGUCGCUGGCCGAAGGAGGCUCUGAUUGCGGUGGCCUCCUAUUUCCUUUCAGGCUACAAUAUUGUCUGUUCUAGUGAAACUAAAAAGCAAGUCGUAGAAACCAUGGGCCUCUUUCAUGACAUGGUUUCAGAGAACUGUGAAAAUUAUUUCCAAAGAUACCGCCGAAGAGCCCACGUGACCCCAAAGUCAUAUCUCUCAUUUAUAAAUGGUUAUAAAAACAUUUAUACUGAAAAGGUGAAAUAUAUUGAUGGACAAGCUGAACGUAUGAAUAUUGGUCUUGAUAAGCUAAUGGAGGCAAGUGAAUCCGUUGCUAAACUCUCUCAGGAUCUUGCAGUGAAGGAGAAGGAAUUGGCAGUGGCUUCUGUAAAAGCAGAUGAAGUAUUAGCAGAAGUCACAGUAAGUGCACAGGCUUCGGCUAAGGUGAAAAAUGAAGUACAGGAGGUAAAAGACAAAGCCCAGAAAAUUGUGGAUGAAAUUGAUACCGAAAAAGUAAAAGCUGAGACCAAACUCGAGGCAGCUAAACCUGCUUUGGAAGAGGCAGAAGCAGCCCUGAAUACAAUCAAACCAAAUGAUAUUGCCACGGUCAGAAAACUUGCAAAACCCCCACACCUUAUUAUGAGGAUCAUGGACUGCGUUCUGUUACUGUUUCAAAAGAAAAUUGACCCGGUUACUAUGGAUCCAGAAAAACCUUGCUGCAAGCCAUCCUGGGGAGAAUCAUUAAAAUUGAUGAGUGCAACAGGAUUCCUGUUCAACCUUCAGCAGUUCCCCAAGGAUACCAUAAAUGAAGAGACUGUUGAGUUACUACAGCCAUAUUUUAAUAUGGAUGACUACACCUUCGAAAGUGCAAAAAAAGUCUGUGGGAAUGUGGCCGGUCUGCUGUCUUGGACACUUGCUAUGGCGACAUUUUAUGGCAUCAAUAGGGAAGUGUUGCCCCUGAAGGCUAACCUGGCAAAGCAGGAGGGCCGUUUAUCAGUUGCUAAUGCUGAAUUAGGGAAGGCACAGGCCCUGCUGGAUGAGAAGCAAGCCGAGUUGGAUAAAGUACAAGCAAAAUUUGAUGCAGCAAUGAAUGAGAAAAUGGAUUUGCUUAAUGAUGCCGACAUGUGCCGGAAAAAGAUGCAGGCAGCUUCCACUCUCAUCGAUGGACUGAGUGGAGAAAAAGUCCGGUGGACUCAGCAAAGUAAAGAGUUCAAAGCUCAGAUUAAUAGACUUGUAGGUGAUAUUCUGCUGUGCACUGGAUUCCUUUCCUACCUCGGUCCUUUCAAUCAGAUAUUUAGGAAUCUUUUGCUUAAAGAUCAGUGGGAGACAGAGUUGAGAGCGCGGAGAAUUCCUUUCACUGAAAAUUUGAACAUCAUUUCAAUGUUGGUGGAUCCUCCAACAAUUGGUGAGUGGGGGCUGCAGGGAUUGCCAGGAGAUGACCUCUCAAUUCAGAAUGGCAUUAUUGUGACAAAGGCUACCAGGUACCCACUCCUGAUAGAUCCACAAACUCAAGGCAAAACUUGGAUUAAAUCAAAAGAAAAAGAAAAUGAUUUGCAGGUGACGUCUCUGAACCAUAAAUAUUUCCGCACACACUUGGAGGACAGCCUUUCCUUGGGCCGACCCCUUCUCAUUGAGGACAUUCGCGAGGAGCUGGAUCCAGCCCUGGAUAAUGUAUUAGAAAAGAAUUUCAUUAAAUCAGGCACCACUUUCAAGGUGAAAGUUGGUGAUAAGGAAUGUGAUAUCAUGGAUACAUUUAAACUUUAUAUUACUACAAAGUUACCAAACCCUGCCUUUACCCCUGAGAUCAAUGCUAAGACGUCCGUUAUUGAUUUUACCGUUACGAUGAAAGGACUUGAGAAUCAGUUACUAAGGAGAGUAAUUCUGACAGAGAAACAGGAGUUAGAGUCUGAGAGGGUUAAACUUUUGGAGGAUGUUACUUUUAAUAAACGGAAGAUGAAAGAACUGGAAGAUAACCUCCUCUAUAAAUUAAGUGCUACAAAAGGUUCCUUGGUAGAUGACGAAUCUCUCAUUGGUGUCCUCCGAACCACCAAACAGACAGCAGCUGAAGUAAGUGAAAAGCUACACGUAGCUGCAGAGACCGAAAUCAAGAUAAACAUGGCUCAGGAAGAGUUCCGACCCGCGGCGACCCGAGGAAGCAUCCUCUAUUUCCUCAUCACAGAGAUGAGCAUGGUCAACAUCAUGUACCAGACUUCACUGGCCCAGUUCCUGAAGCUAUUUGACCAGUCUAUGGCCAGAUCUGAAAAAUCUCCACUACCUCAAAAGAGAAUUACAAACAUUAUUGAGUAUCUGACAUAUGAAGUUUUUGUAUAUUCGGUCAGAGGCCUCUAUGAAAACCACAAAUUCCUCUUUGUGCUGCUCAUGACCUUGAAGAUCGAUCUUCAGAGAGGGACAGUUAAGCACAGAGAAUUCCAGGCUCUCAUUAAAGGGGGAGCAGCCCUAGACCUGAAAGCGUGCCCUCCCAAACCAUUUCGCUGGAUCCUUGAUAUGACCUGGCUGAAUCUUGUGGAGCUGAGUAAACUUCCACAAUUUGCAGAAAUUAUGAAUCAGAUAUCUCGGAAUGAGAAGGGGUGGAAAAGCUGGUUUGACAAAGAUUCUCCAGAGGAGGAAAUUAUCCCUGAUGGAUAUAACGAUUCGCUGGAUACCUGCCGCAAACUUUUACUUAUCAGGUCUUGGUGUCCAGAUCGUACUGUUUUUCAAGCAAGAAAAUAUAUCGCCGAUUCUUUGGAAGAGAAGUACACAGAACCAGUUAUCUUAAAUCUGGAGAAAACUUGGGAAGAAAGCGAUGUACGAACACCUUUAAUAUGUUUCCUGUCGAUGGGAUCCGAUCCCACCAUUCAAAUUGAUGCAUUGGCCAAGAAACUGAAGCUGGAAUGCAGAACUAUCUCGAUGGGGCAAGGACAGGAAGUACAUGCUCGGAAGCUGAUUCAGAUGUCAAUGCAGCAGGGUGGAUGGGUAUUACUGCAAAAUUGUCACCUUGGCCUGGAGUUUAUGGAAGAAUUACUAGAGACACUAAUUACCUCUGAAGCCAGUGAUGAUUCUUUCCGAGUGUGGAUAACUACCGAGCCUCAUGAUCGAUUUCCGAUUACAUUGCUUCAGGUUUGUUAUUAUGAGAUAAGUCGCCUUCCGUUGAGGGUUAAAGAUGGCAUAAUUGGCAUUAUUGAAAGAGGCGUGUCGUGGAGUACGGUCCGCUACAUGAUUGGAGAAGUACAAUAUGGAGGCAGAGUGACAGAUGAUUUUGACAAGCGUCUACUUAAUUGCUUUGCUAGAGUGUGGUUCAGUGAGAAGAUGUUUGAACCGUCGUUCUGUUUUUAUACUGGAUAUAAAAUCCCCUUGUGCAAAACCUUGGACCAGUAUUUUGAAUACAUCCAGUCCCUGCCAUCCCUAGAUAACCCCGAAGUCUUUGGGCUUCACCCCAAUGCUGAUAUCACGUAUCAGAGUAACACUGCUUCUGAUGUUCUUGAAACAAUUACCAACAUUCAACCCAAAGAGAGUGGAGGUGGAAUGGGAGAGACUCGGGAAGCCAUUGUUUAUAGAUUAUCUGAAGAUAUGCUGAGCAAACUGCCUCCUGAUUAUGUUCCUCAUGAGCCAGAUAGCUUCCUCACAGCAAUGAGGCAAGAAGUGACCCGAGCCCACAAAGGCUGGGCCCUGGACUCUGUGACAAUCCACAAUGAGGUCCUGCGACAGACAAAGGAGGAGAUCACAUCACCACCUGGGGAAGGUGUGUAUAUUUAUGGACUCUACAUGGAUGGAGCAGCCUGGGACAGACGGAACGGGAAGCUCACAGAAUCUACCCCCAAAGUACUCUUCACGCAGCUGCCUGUGUUACAUAUCUUUGCCAUCAACUCCACAGCGCCCAAGGACCCCAAGCUGUAUGUGUGUCCUAUUUACAAGAAGCCGAGGCGCACAGACUUGACCUUCAUCACUGUGGUAUACUUGAGAACAGUUUUGUCCCCAGAUCACUGGAUCCUGAGAGGAGUGGCCCUUUUGUGUGACAUCAAGUAA
Messenger RNA from Trichechus manatus latirostris (Florida manatee), 11598 nucleotides. RefSeq names its product dynein axonemal heavy chain 8 (gene DNAH8). Gene Ontology annotation, cellular component: axonemal dynein complex. The record is from RefSeq and is a predicted model, not a curated record. Gene Ontology annotation, biological process: microtubule-based movement. Gene Ontology annotation, molecular function: dynein intermediate chain binding; ATP hydrolysis activity; dynein light intermediate chain binding. NCBI's taxonomy places the organism in Eukaryota, Metazoa, Chordata, Mammalia, Sirenia, Trichechidae. The transcript is spliced from 78 exons.